Molecule: messenger RNA, 1532 nt
Organism: Phanerochaete carnosa HHB-10118-sp
Lineage: Eukaryota; Fungi; Basidiomycota; Agaricomycetes; Polyporales; Phanerochaetaceae
Exons: 2
Coding region: 54-1391 (445 amino acids)
Biological process (GO): spermine biosynthetic process; spermidine biosynthetic process
Cellular component (GO): cytosol
Molecular function (GO): adenosylmethionine decarboxylase activity
Source: RefSeq, a predicted model, not a curated record
GAACCAUACGAGUCUUCACUGCGAUAGCAUCCUCGCAUCCAGCUCGUGUGCGUAUGGACCUUGUUGACACCAACGAUGGCUACGGCCCCUUUGAAGGCCCCGAGAAGCUGCUCGAGAUUUGGUUUGCCUCCUCUCCGGCCGACCUCCCAGACGUGUCUGAGUCUGUCAAUGGCAAGUUUGGCCUCAGAAAAGUACCCAGGGCCGUGUGGGAGGAAAUGCUGGACAUCGUCAAGUGCAAGAUUCUUUCCCACAUCGAGGGGCACGAGAUGGAUGCCUACCUCUUGAGCGAGUCUUCGUUCUUUGUGUCCCCACACCGUCUUAUUUUGAAGACAUGUGGGACGACACUCAACCUUCUCGGUCUUCCACGCAUGCUCGAGAUUGCAAAAACUCACGCCAAUCUCACCGCGGUUUAUCGGUGUUUUUACUCGCGCAAAGCAUUCAUGUUCCCGGAACGACAGCGGGGCCCGCACCGCGACUGGCGCGCAGAGGUCGAAUUCCUCGACCAGAUCUUCCCGAAUGGUGCUGCCUAUACUGUCGGAAAGGUUAAUGGAGACCAUUGGCUUCUCUACAUCACUAGCCCGGACGAGGACCUUGCCUCGACCGCGCCGAACUCUCCUGCUCCUGAGGAUGUGCCUCUCACAGAAGCUGACGAGACUCCUGCAGCAGAGGCACAAGCAGAGGACGACGAGCCUGAAUGGAUGAGCUACGAUUACACUAUCGAGAUCCUCAUGACAGAGCUGUCGCCAUCUGCUCGCGCGAAGUUCAACCAUGCGUCCGCUCUUGAAGAGGUCGAGCACAACCCAGGGCAGCAUGCUUUAGACCUUUCUUCGUCUAUCGGCAUCACCGAUCUGUUCCCCCGCCCGCUCACUACCCUAGAUGCUUACUCGUUCACUCCAUGCGGUUACUCCUCCAACGCUCUGCUCGAGUGGCGCGACGAUGCCGGUAUGGACCCGGUUAAGAAUGGGGAGGGCUACUACACUAUCCACGUUACUCCAGAGGAUGGAUGGUCGUACGCCAGCUUCGAGUGCAACGUCCCCAUGCCCACUGUCCCUACUCCGCAGCCGAGCAAGAUUCCCGACCUGAAGACGCUAAUCCGUCGAGUGGUCAGCAUCUUCCAGCCUGGUCGGCUGACUCUAACCUUGUUCGUUUCGAGUGAGGGUAACGCCAAUGCCGAAGAGGAGGAGGGGGAGAGUGCCGUGGAGGCGGCACAGCGGGCGUUCAAGACUGCGCUGGUAUCGCCCAAGGGCGUCAACAGCGUUGCAGCCACUCGUGCAGAGGGCGGGGCGGAGGCAGGCGCGGGGUUCCACGGAGUGUACAGGAGGACGGAUAAAAUCAACUAUGAGUUCGGAGGAUACGAACUCGCAUUCGCCAGCUUCGAGCUGCGUCCGUGAAAAGUCUGGUUUAUCUGGACGUUGGCGUUACCACGCACGUACCUGUGUAUCAAAAAGGAUUUCGUGGCCAGUGAUACUAUGUAUCUGCUCUAUCUCUCUAGCGAUGUACCCUGGUGUAAUACUAGCUUUUUUGAUUGUCGC